Clonostachys rhizophaga is the source of this 1419-nucleotide messenger RNA. The record is from the annotation of a GenBank genome assembly. Lineage: Eukaryota; Fungi; Ascomycota; Sordariomycetes; Hypocreales; Bionectriaceae.
AUGAUGAAAUCCAUCUUCGCCAUCGUCUUUUUCUCCGUUUUCGUUUCUGCACCUCAACACCCAACCUUCCCAGAAAGUUCCACCUCGAAUCAGAUCCCCCAGUUCAUUCUAGAUCUCGGGAAUGACUACAUCGAAGCAAACCGCCACAUAUUAGAAUUGCACGGCAACCCCAAGGAGGUGCUCUGCCACCAAGAAUCUCUACUUCGAGACUCCCUCCCAUUCAGCGUUCCAGAUGAUCUGUUCAAUGGAUUGUUCAUCGACAAUAUCAGGUUUUCAACACCUCGCCGGGGGUGGCAGAAUGCCCAGGAUAGGUUAUCCGAGAUUCUGGACUGCCCAGCAGCCCUUGAGUCAUGUUCAAGAUUUUACGUCAACAUCUAUCGGCAUGAAUACGACACUGUAAUGAUUCACCCAAAUGUGACGAUGCAAUACCAUUAUAUGGGCGACAGCAUUGCCCCAAUUGAUACACACAAUGAACUAGGGGAGCAAGCCGAUGCCCCGACUGCUCUGGCAGAUUUGUUUGUUGAAGUUCUAACCUCCAUGCCCAACCUGCAGACGGUCGAAUGGAAAGGCCCUGAAGGGACUUUGCAAGGUGAACAUUUCGAUGGAAUGUUCACCGAACGCCGGCUUUCGUUACCGACGGUCAAAACUAUGCAUCUGCGGUCAGAUUUUAUAUUCCUCGCCGGCAUGGCACCCAGCCUAGAGUUGUUGACAUAUACUCCGGUUCUAUCUACGCAUCAAUCGCAAGAAAGGUACCGGAAACAGGUGCUGAAAAUCAUAUCAGACCUACCAAGUUUGAAGAGCGUUCGGCUGCAUUCCUCGUGGGACGAGCGUGAUUUCCUGGAGCUGUACAAGGCAGUUCCAAGACUGGAAAGACUGGAAAUUGAUGGUAUUGUGGAGUUCGUGGACUUUUCUAGCUUCAUGUGGUCCGGCAAGAAACCAUAUCCCGAGGGAUACAGAUUAAGAGCAAGUUUUUUAAGUGAAUGCAUGUCGCGCCGUUACAAGGACAUCCUUUCGCCUACAGGGGGGUUCUUGGUUGCCAAGUUUGGAAGGUAUGAGGCGUUUAGGCAUAUACAAAAAACGGAACAAGUUGCAGCACUCGUUCUCAAGGAGUUGCCGAAUCUUGAACGGCUUUGCGUUGGGGGAACAUGUACAAACCUGACCGAUGACAAGGCGCCUCGUUGGCCUUGGUCUGGGCGCGUACGCGAAUACCUACUCAGCAAAUACAGCAGGUGGAACUCCGAGGUCUGGGGGAAAAUGCUGGUUGAGGAUCCUGAUGGACCUGUUUUCUUCACUCGCGAGGAAGAUAAAACAUGGCUGGAGGCCGAUAAAGAGCCAGGGGAAUUAGACCUCAUCAAACCAGAUCGUGAUUCAUGGUUAGCUUGGGAUGACAGGUACUCUUGCCUCGGCGUCAUUAAAUGA